AUGAAUGUGUCAACUUGCAUCCAGCUGGUGAAGUCUUGCGGGAAUGCGCGAAAUCCCGUCCUGGCCAAACAGAUCCACGACCAAAUCCGAGGAACGCAUCACGAGAAUGAUCGUCUCGUUGCAAAUCUCUUGGUGGAGAUGUACGGAAAGUGCGGCCAAAUGCGAGAGGCAAAAGCCGCUUUUGAGAGCAUUAAAGAACCAAAUGUUUUCUCGACAACUAUUUUGCUUACUGCAUAUGCCCAAAACGGGCAUAUUGUUUCUGCAAAGUCCUUUUUUGAUCAAAUGAGCGAAAGAAAUAUAUACUCUUGGACCACACUAAUCACAUUUUUUGAAUCAUACAAGGAUUUAGAAUCGGCUCUAGAUACGUUUACUAGAAUGCCUGCCUGGAACAGUGCCACUUGGAAUUCUAUCGUAUCAGCACAUACCCAAGCUGGGCAUAUGCUUGAUUUCAUGGAUUUUGAAAAAUUCAAUUCCGAAAUUACCUGCAAUGCUUUGAUUUGGGUGUUUUUGCAGAAUGGCAACCUGGACAAGGCUCGAGAUCUAUUUGAGAGUGCGUCCCAUCGAGAUAUAGUUUCAUGGAACACACUUUUGCAAGGCUACGUGGAUUGGGAGCUCGUUGAGGAAGCAGCAAACUUGUUUGAGAGAAUGCCAGCACACAAUGCAGUGAGUUGCACGUCCGUGAUUUCUGGAUUUUCUCUUGUCGGUGAUUUUGAUCGGGGUCAAAGCGUCAUCUCGUCAAUUCUCCAAUGGGACGUUGUUGCUGUCAAUGCGAUGCUCCAGUUUCUCGCAGAGUUUGGUCUGAUCCAAGAAGCGUUUGGGGUAUUCGAAAAAUCGCCAGCACACUCAGUGGUGACGUGGACAUCCAUUGUUACGGCAUAUGCCCGCUCUGGGUAUCUUGAAAAAGCGAGGUUUCUCUUUGAAAAGAUGCCAGAGAGGAAUUGCGUGACGUGGAAUACCCUGCUGAUGUCAUAUGCCCACGCUGGGCGUGUCGACGUGGCAGAGAAGAUUCUUGGGUAUUUUCCCCAGCACAGCACCAUGGCCUGGAACUCCAUGCUCAAAGCUUACAGAGAUGCGAUGAAUCUAACAACAGCAAAAGACCUCUUUGACAAAAUGCCAUAUCGCAGCACACACUCGUGGAAUGUUAUUCUUGAUGCAUAUGCCAGGACCAAGAAUCUCGAGGAAUCUUUCAGUGUCUUUACAAGUAUGCCUCAGCACGAUGAGUUCUCCUGGUCGAUCUUGAUCUUGCUUGUGGGUGAUUCUGGAAAUGUAGGUCAAGCAAUCAAUCUUUUCAACAAAAUGCCAUAUCAAAACGUACUGUGCUGCAAUGCCGUCUUACAAGUAUAUGCCCAAACCGGGAAUAUGCUCCAGAUAUCUCGAUUCCUUUGCCAGUCGAACCUCCUUGGAAUCAGGCCGAACCAGACCACAUUUGCUUCGGUCCUUGCCGGGAUUAGCUAUGUCGGUGGCCUGGAGGAUGCCCGAAGCUGUUUUGGCAGUAUGGUCUGGGACCAUGGCAUCCCAGCUUCGGCAAUGCACUUUUGCUGCGUGGUUGACGUGCUGGGACGGGCUGGUCAGAUUAAAGAUGCCAUGGAUCUGGUGGAGAGCCUUCCGUACAAUCCCAUGGAAGUGGAAUGGACGGCAUUGCUUGGAGCUUCCAAGACGCAAGGGGAUAUUCGCACUGGUGCAUUGGUGGCAUCUAGAGUGACCGAGUUUGAUUCCCAUAACUCGGCCGCAUAUUCUCUGCUUAGUAACGUUUGCUCCUUUGCCAGCGAAAUAGAGGUAUCGAACGCUAGGUUGAUCGCUGUUACGCGGCUAUGGCGUCCAAGAGCAUUGCUUGGCGCCGCGAGUAGCGUUGCCGCGGCAGGCGAUAUUUCUCGCACCGAUGUAGCUUGGAUUGACGCAAGAUUCUUCCCUCGGUGA
Selaginella moellendorffii is the source of this 1917-nucleotide messenger RNA. RefSeq names its product pentatricopeptide repeat-containing protein At4g02750-like. Bases 1 to 1917 code for a protein of 638 amino acids. Lineage: Eukaryota; Viridiplantae; Streptophyta; Lycopodiopsida; Selaginellales; Selaginellaceae. The record is from RefSeq and is a predicted model, not a curated record. Gene Ontology annotation, molecular function: protein binding. The transcript has 2 exons.